Molecule: messenger RNA, 2561 nt
Organism: Drosophila busckii
Lineage: Eukaryota; Metazoa; Arthropoda; Insecta; Diptera; Drosophilidae
Product: transducin beta-like protein 3
Exons: 2
Coding region: 123-2510 (795 amino acids)
Biological process (GO): endonucleolytic cleavage to generate mature 5'-end of SSU-rRNA from (SSU-rRNA, 5.8S rRNA, LSU-rRNA); endonucleolytic cleavage in 5'-ETS of tricistronic rRNA transcript (SSU-rRNA, 5.8S rRNA, LSU-rRNA)
Cellular component (GO): small-subunit processome; 90S preribosome; nucleolus
Molecular function (GO): U3 snoRNA binding; protein binding
Source: RefSeq, a predicted model, not a curated record
UACUUAUAGAGAUUAUCGUAUACACAAUAUCGAGUAUCUUUUUCUGUUGUAGUUUCGAUGACUUAUCGUUGGACUACACGUGCAGCAAAUUCAAUUUUGUAAACAAUAAUAUACAAAAUAAAAUGCUGGCAAACGUAGCGGAAAAGAGAUAUGCAGCAGAAGCACGCUUUACCAACUUCUAUGCUGGCAGUGAUAUUGUUUGGACCGAAGAUGGAGAACAUUUCUAUUGUCUCAACGGCGACGUUGUGAACAAAGUUAAUGUGCAGAGCUCACAAAUUGUGGCUAGUUUUGGCGAAAACGCUAGCGAUGAUGUUGACAAUAAGCCGAAACCAAAAGUCGCCGAUGAUGAUAUUGAUGUGGAUGUGGACAGCAUUAAUUGCUUCGCCAUGUCGUCGGAGCAUUUGGUAACUGCACAUCGCAGUGGCUUGCUGCGAUUGUGGGAGCUGAGCACACGCAAGCAAGUCAAACUGUGGAAAGCUCAGCACAAGGGUCCUGUCAUACAUCUUGAGUUUAGUCCUUGUGGCAAGAUAAUCUGCAGCAGCGGCGGCGCAGACGCUACUUUGCGACUCUGGGACUUUAAGAACAACAGCUGUCUUUGUGCGCUCAAGGAAUUCCCAGGCCCGGCUAUGCUGCUGCGUUUCCAUCCCAAUCCCACGAUAAGCGAGAUCUAUGCUGUGGGCAGCGACAAUUCAAUUUACGCUUGGAACUACAGUACAAAGACAUUGCUACAUUGCAUGCGCGGUCACAUUUCCCAAGUAACAGGUCUCAGCUUUCAAAACACAGCUGCCGACUGUACACAAAUUGUGACUGUGGGCCGCGAUAAAGUGCUGAUUGUAUGGCAGCUGCAGGACAAGAGCUGGAGUCAACUUAAAGUAAUACCGUUAUUUGAGGAGCUUGAGGGCGUGGAGCACAUAGCAGCUGGCGCUUUGGUAUUGGCAGCUUGCCGAAACGGCAAACUGCUGCAGUUGGAGACAAGUAGUUGGAAAAUUAAAGAGCUCUUGGCAUCAAGCGAUUUUGAGGUGACACGCUUGCUAAACUGCAACAAGGCAGAGCAACUGACGCUGGUGACCAGCGAGCAAAACAUGCUGGUCUAUGCUGUAAGCAUCGAUAAAAAAGUCGCCAGCCUACAGCUCGUGAAGCAGCUGGUUGGAUUCAAUGAUGAAAUACUGGACAUGUGCUUCUUGGGCGACAACGAUCGCUAUCUGGCCAUAGCAACAAACAGCAAGCACUUUAAGCUCUACGACACAGAGCAGCAGAUGAAUUGCAGCCUUAUUAGCGGGCACACAGAUACGGUCAUGUCGCUGGCGGCCUCGCAUAAUCUGCUGCUAACGGUGGGCAAGGACUGCAGCAUACAUUUGUGGAAGCUAAACCAUGAGGCCAACUGUCAGUUGGAGCACUUGAUGCAGCAAAACAAUUGCCAUACGGCAACCAUUGGCAGUGUGGCCUUCACGCAUAAUGGCGCCACCGGUUUCGCAUCCGCUUGCCAGGAUGGCAGCAUGAAAGUCUGGCAGCUGACACGCGAGAAGGGCGAACGCAAAUCCUAUGCCUUUUCCCUGCGUUAUGCAGCCUUGGCACACGACAAGGAGAUCAACUGUGUGAGCUAUGCAUUGAACAACAAAAUCUUGGCCACCGCCUCGCAGGACAAGACGGCCAAGCUCUGGGCUGCCGACAGCCAAGCCAUGCUGGGCGUGCUGCGUGGUCAUACGCGUGGCGUCUGGUGCGUGCGCUUCUCCCCAGUUGACCAAAUAGUGCUUACCUCCUCCUCCGACUGCAGUCUGCGCAUUUGGUCCAUUGCCAACUUUAGCUGCCUGAAGCGUUUGGAACAGGAGUGCACCAUACUGCGCUGCGAGUUCUUGGAUCAUGGCAAGUUUAUACUGUCGGCCUCCUCGGAUGGUCUGCUCAAGCUCUGGAACAUAAAGACCAACAUCUGCGUGCAGUCCAUUGACGAGCACAGCGAUCGCGUCUGGUCGCUGGCAGUGUCGAGCAGCAGCAAUCGUUGCUUUUACACAGGUGGUGCCGACUCCAAGCUGAUACGCUUUGGCGAUAUUACGGAUGAAGUGCGCAACGAGGCGUUGGCAGAACGUCAAGGCAUGCUGGAGCAGGAGCAGACGCUGCAGUCCUUGCUGCAUGAUCAAACGCAGCUGGAGAAAGCUUUUAUGCUAGCGCUGACGCUAGACAAACCCAAGACCACAUACGAAAUAAUUUGUCACUUUGUGCGCAAGCGUGACACUGCUGGAGUGCAUCAACUUGUAGAUCAGUUGAAUGUGGAUCAGCGUCUAUCGCUGCUGCAUCAUGUCAAGGCCUGGGGCACGAAUUCACGUCACGCGCUGAUUGCCAACCAAGUGCUGAAGCGACUGCUGGGCGAAGCUUUGCUUGAUCCUGCACAAAAGCUGUACAACAAUGCUAAUCUUGUCGAGACACUCACGCCGUACGUGCAGCGACAUUUCAAGCGUGUGACCGAACUGCAAAAGGAUCUGGCAUUCCUGGAGUUCAUAAUUAAAAGCAUGUAGAUUGUUAAACAUUUAUUACUUAAGUUGUAAAUAAUUAAAUACGUGUGCUCA